AUGCAUUUUUCCACUCUUUUCACAGCCGCUACGGUUGCCCUUGUGGGCUUCAUAGACGUUGCAUCCGGCCACGUCGUUUUCAUCGAUGCUUGGGGAAGCACCAACCCAGCAAUCCACGGCCACGGCCUCGGAUACGGGUACCUCACUCCACGAAAGGGUACUCAUCUCGUCCCCUUCCAGCGUGACGUAGCAGUCUUUGAUGACAGAGUUGUUCAUCAUUGGGGCAAUAAGAAGUAUAGACCAAAUGGCUGCGGUUGUUCCGUCCAAAGCUCUGCCAACUGGUAUGCUGCGAACAACAAGAGCUUGUGGAUUAAAAAGGGGAACUGGCUGUUUAAUGAAAUCACCCCAGCUGCCGCAUAUAUUAAUGUGAGAAAUCACAUUAAUCAUCUGAGCUUGUUGGAAAGCAAGGGGAGCACAAGAAAUUGUAUUUCUACCGGGAGGAAGGGACUCAAGAAUGGUAUUCCAAAGGUCGCUGCCGGAAAAACGCUUACUAUCAUUGCACACCAAGUCAAUCUCGAUGGUGGUGGUCCAUUCCAUUGUAAGAUCGAUUACAAGGGAGUUGGUCAAAGUUGGACUAGAAACCUUGAAGUUGUAUCCUGCAGAGUCAAUGGUAAGCUUCACAAGGGGGGAAAAAAUUGUCCUGGUGAUCCAAACAGCAGUUUCAGCUGGCAUACUGUCGGCAAGAGACUUUCCUUCCAACUUGUUAUGCCAGCCAACUUGAACUGCCAAGGAAAGUAUGGAGCAAAUGGUAAAGUUCUCAAUAUUUGCCUCGUUCGAUGUGAGAAUAAAGCAGCGAACGGACCAUUCGGUGGAUGCGUUCCCGUCCAGCAGGUCAGACCUACCGUCAGGGUUGUCACUAAGAAGGUUGGCAACCAGAAGGUGACGUCGAAGGUUCCGAUCAAACCAGCUUCUAGCAGGAAGAUCAUAAUUAAACCACAGACCGUUAGAACUACGAUUGUCAAGGUUGUUAAAGUUCCAAUCAAACCCACCGGCAAGCCCGCUCCACCUAGAGUCAGGGUUGUCGUCGUUACCGCCCGGGACACUAUUAUCUACGUUUACAGGGGUCCAAACAAUACCAGGAUCCCAUCCAAAGUCAAGAAGGGUGCCGUCGUCACCGUCACCGAGACUAUCCCAGCGCCAACAGUCACAACCGUUACGACUACUGUCGUUGAACAAGAGGUAUUCGAGGACGAGGUUGUUGAAAAGGGCAAUGAUGACGAUGAUGGAGAGGAUGGUGAAGUUGAGGAUGGAACUGAGGAUGCUGGCAACGAUAUUGGCGGCAAGAAUGGCACUCCUGAUCAGAAGCCUACUGAGGAAGAGGUUGAGGCUGCCAUCGGUGGAGAAGAUAUUAGUGAAGAGGAAAAAGAAAAACUCAAGGAAGAGAAGGUCAGCGAUGAGAACAAAGAGUUGCUCGACGAGGCUGAUAAGAAUAAGGAUGAAACCAUGGAAGACCAUCCAGAGGAUACUAGCUAUUUUAAGAGACUUAGAAUGCGUCGCGCUUAG
This is a messenger RNA of Orbilia oligospora ATCC 24927, 1503 nucleotides long. RefSeq lists its product as uncharacterized. Bases 1 to 1503 code for a protein of 500 amino acids. Lineage: Eukaryota; Fungi; Ascomycota; Orbiliomycetes; Orbiliales; Orbiliaceae. The transcript has 3 exons. The record is from RefSeq and is a predicted model, not a curated record.